This is a messenger RNA of Aureobasidium uvarum, 3371 nucleotides long. NCBI's taxonomy places the organism in Eukaryota, Fungi, Ascomycota, Dothideomycetes, Dothideales, Saccotheciaceae. The record is from the annotation of a GenBank genome assembly.
AAGAUAGCAUCCACGCCUACGUCAUGCUAUCCGAGCCUUUGGCCAGUGAGCUGCCACCGGAGCUCGACCUUCUUGUCCAACUCGCCAGCGACGACAACCGCCCGACGGCCAUCCUAGACUCGUCCAAAUCGCGACCCCUCUGUCUCUUCAAGAAUCUUGCUUUCGAACACGCCCUCGCUCACGCCCCGUCACACGCUCUAGAAGAUUGGCUCUCCAAAGAAUUGAGCACUCCUUGUACCACAAAGGCAACGCCGGCCACAGGCUUCGCAAACAGAGAAUGGACCAAGAAAAAGCUCGGAGAGACAUAUCUCGUCAUAUACUGCAAACACGUUUUCGUGUCACCUCCUGGCGAGAGUGGACAUCGUGGCCCUCUGGACAGUCUGCUUCAUGAUUGGAUCAGGUUUCCAGAUCAGGUGCCCAUCAACCCUUGGAUACGCUAUCUGUUGGAUUACGACUGGAGCAAGACCGCCAUAGGAACCCUUUGUGGUCCACACAUCUAUCAAUGGCCUACACAGCUGCGUGAGAUACUGAUUAGCUUUAUGCACUGUCCACGACCAAGGAUUGUCUACUGGGGCCCAGAUCUGAUCCAAUUCUACAAUGAGUCUGCUGCAAAGCUGUUCGGUUCCGGACAUCCUGCCUCACUAGGCAACAAGCAGGUCGAUACCUGGGGUCAGGCCAUGAAGGACUAUACAACAGAGCUGAUCCGAACCAGUUGGGAGGAAGGUCGAUCUGUUCACAAUAAGGAAAAAAUGAUGUUGCUUGAGCGCGAUGGCUUUCCUGAAGAGUCGUAUUUCGAUUGGUUCUUGCUUCCCUUUACUGGCUCCGACGGUCGCUGGAUCUGCUCUGUAAAUUGCUUCAACGAAGUGACGUCUGAAGUCAUCCGAAGGAACAGAGAGGAUGUCUCCUUUAAGCUCCUCGAAAAGACUACGCACGCUACAGACCUUUCUAGCCUCUGGCUCGAAUAUUCCGGCAUUCUGGAUGAAGAAGCUGACGAUGUAGCUUAUACACUCCUGUAUAAAGUGCAAGAGGAGGUGGCCGAAACCAACGGAGGAAAGCAGUACAAAAUAUACGCUUCUUCCGGUCUAAAUUCACACGCCGCCUUGGAGAAUCCAUCUAGAGAGUUGGUCGAGGUAUUUGAACAGGCAGAAGGGGGUGAAAACGUCAUCGCAUUGACAGGCGACAAGUUUUUGCCAGAGCUCGGUAUCACCCUGUCUGAAUACGGCACAGUCACCUCAGCCUUCGUUUUUACCAUAUUCGACGCGAAAGGCUUAGCUCAAGGCUCAGUCGUCGUAGGCGCAAACCCUCGGAGGCGAGCUGACGAAAAAAUGAAGAGAUUCAUAUACUCGCUAAGCGAGAUUCUCCUCAAAGCGGUCAUCAUACUGCAAUCUCCUUCAGACCAACGUAAAUUGCUGCAGGCAGAUGACAGUCUCGGAUAUCGCAUUCAAUUGGAGAAGCUUACCAGACAGCUGAGCAUUGCUACUCUGAAGAAUGAGAAAAACCAGGAGACAUUCAGCCGCAUGGCAGAAGAUGCCCCGAUUGGCAUGUUCUUGUACGCAGGCGAUGGCACACCGAUCUAUAUGAACGAUUCAUUCCUUGAACUCCUCGGUGAGACAAGAGAGGACUUCACAGAAAAGUCGAAGACAGGACAGGCUUGGCGAGACUGUAUUCAUCCUGAUGACGAAGAGUUUGGUAAAGAAGCCUGGAGAGCCGCUGCAGAAUCUUAUGGAGUCCAGGUGUUCCAGUUUCGUGUCAGGGCAGGCACCGAGUCGUCACCUACUCGCGCACGCUGGCUUGAAGUCGUGUGCUUCCCACAGCGUGAUGAGAAUGGUAUCUUAGUGACGAUUCAAGGCUACCUCACAGAUAUAACAACGAAAAAACUGACUGAAGCUCUUACAACCGAGAGGAUGAAUGCAGCGAUCGAUACGAAAAGAAAGGCGCAGAACUUUAUAGACAUGAUAUCGAUGCGAAAUCCUCUGAGCAGCAUCAUACAAUUGACAGAAUCUGUCAUAUCGAUUCCAGCAGAAACCUUGCCUGCUGAGGUGUUCGACACCGUGGCUGACGCAGCCCACACUAUCAACAUCUGUGCUCUGCAUAUGAAGGUGAUAAUCGACGAGGUUCUUGAUUUCUCUAAGCUGGACUCGAACCUUUUGGUACUGGCUCCGGAAAGAACAAGACCUCGAGAAGUGAUUGAGAAGGCACUCAAAAUGUUCGAAGCCGAACUAAAGAAGGCCGACAUUGAGACCGAAGUUGAAGAGUUACCGAGUGAAUGCAUCGUGGCAGAUGUGGUGUGCGAUCCGAGCAGAUUAUUGCAGAUCAUCAUCAACCUCAUCACAAAUGCCUUGAAAUUCACUCGAAAUUCUGAUACCCGCCGCAUCACGUUGGCCCACGGUUGCUUUUCGGUCCCACCCUCAGCACAGGACUGCGGAGUCCGGUUCAUCAAACCGCGCAAAAAGACUUUNGAUGAGACUGAGACUGUUUCAGCAAUGCUUUCUGCUGAGGACUCGGAUGAUGGCGCUGACGAUAUCUACCUGAUGUUUAGCGUCACAGACACCGGUUGUGGCCUUACAGCAGAAGAAUCGCAACUCCUGUUCCAAAGAUUCGCACAAGCGCCCAGAACGUACAAGCAGUAUGGUGGGUCUGGAUUAGGCCUGUUCAUAAGUCGCGAGCUCGUGGAACUUCANAAAGGUCAGAUCGGUCUGCACAGCGAACCUUCAGUUGGUAGCCGAUUUGCGUUCUACAUCCAAGCCAAGCGCGCCGUACGAUUGAGUCGUUCUGGUUCUGUUGCAUCUGUCGAGUCCACGAUCAGCGUUAAGACCCUGCUACGUUCUGUGGGUGGAACAUUUGACGCUGUCAAAGUUCUUGAAAAGAUCGACACUGCACCUCAAUCAAAGACACUGGUGAAAGAUAUGCACGUUCUGCGUGAGUAUAUUCAGGUCUUUGUCAGAGGUCCUACUAACACGUCACANGUUGUCGAGGACAACUUGAUAAAUUCGAAGGUCAUGUCAAAACAAUUGCGCAAACUGGGUUGUCAGGUCGAAGUAGCCGAGAACGGUCUCGAAGCCCUCGACUAUCUAUCUAAAACCACAUAUAUUUCGAGCACGAAGAAGGCCAUGCCACUGAGUAUGAUCUUGCUUGAUGUCGAGAUGCCCAUCAUGGACGGGUUGACCUGUAUACGUCGCAUCCGCGCGCUCGAACAGUCUGGAGAAAUAUCUGGUCACGUCCCUGUGAUCGCAAUCACGGCGAAUGCUCGCAACGAACAAAUCGCUUCUGCGAUUGAAGCUGGAAUGGACUCGGUGGUCACGAAACCAUUUACUAUAAAGGAUCUUGUGCCGCAGAUGGAAGCCCUGGUCGACACGUGGUCAGGACAUGGA